Molecule: messenger RNA, 3228 nt
Organism: Salvia hispanica
Lineage: Eukaryota; Viridiplantae; Streptophyta; Magnoliopsida; Lamiales; Lamiaceae
Product: ubiquitin carboxyl-terminal hydrolase 5-like
Biological process (GO): protein deubiquitination
Molecular function (GO): cysteine-type deubiquitinase activity
Source: RefSeq, a predicted model, not a curated record
CGUCUAUUCUGUGUAUACACUGAUGUGGCGCUAUUCCAACUUCAACUGUACAAACCCAAAAUCCCUCCCUCUCCGCUAAGCUGCUUUCACUGACGCCCAAAUCACUGCAGAUUAGCUUCUCACCAUCCGAUUUCUCUAUACAAAUCUUCAAUUUCUGCCGGAAAAGUCUCUUUCUUAUUUUCAGCUUAAAAUUUCCCCCAAUUUUUGGGGAAGGGAAACAUGGUGGAGGUGGCGCCGCAGCUGACACCGGAGGAGGAAAAGCAAGCCGUUAGAGACAUUGCUGUGGCCACCGAAGCCCAGACUAAAGUCGGCGACACUUUUUAUUUAAUUACCCAAAGAUGGUGGCAAGACUGGCUUGAGUAUGUAAACCAAACUAGCAUUGUUAAUGAUGGAUCUUCUUCUGAGCAUCAGGGAGCAGUCAGCUCGAGUGCAUUGAAGAAACCAUCUUGCAUUAACAACUCUGAUUUAAUAGAUGAAGCAGUAUAUGAGGAUUCUGCUACGGGCAUUGAACUUCAUGAUACCUUAGUGGAAGGAACUGAUUAUAUACUGCUUCCGAAAGAAGUAUGGAACAAACUACAUUCAUGGUACGGAGGUGGUCCUGUGUUGGCCCGUAAAGUAAUCAACACAGGUCUUUCUCAAACGGACUUGUCAGUAGAAGUUUAUCCACUACGCCUCGAGUUACAUUUGAUGCCAAAAGGUGAUCGUUCGUCCAUAAGAAUUAGCAAAAAGGAAACAAUUGGAGAACUUCACCGAAAAGCUUGUGAAAUUUUUGAUCUUACACCGAAGCAAGUAUUUAUUUGGGAUUACUUCAGCCAUCAAAAGCAUGCAUUGAUGAAUGACUUGGAAAAGACACUUGAUGAAGCAAACAUUCAAAUGGAUCAGGAUAUCUUGGUAGAAGUAAUCAACAUUAAAACAGGUGGUUUGAGUUCCCACCAAGAGAAUGGAUCAAUUAAUAAUGGAAGCCUGGCUCCUGCUACUUCGCAUUCAAGUAUUGCGACUUCUGGAGGUUUAUCUGCAAGCAAGUUUUCAUCACGAAACGGUAAUUCAGAAUCCCACUUUCAAAACCUAAAUACAGACAAGGCAUAUGGAACAAGCAGUAUCAGUACAAGAGGGGCUACUUGCGGUCUCACUGGACUGUUGAAUCUUGGGAACACUUGUUUUAUGAACAGUGCUAUACAAUGCCUAGUUCAUACACCAGAAUUUGCUCGGUAUUUUCGUGAAGAUUACCAUCAAGAGAUAAAUCGACAGAAUCCUCUGGGCAUGGUUGGGGAGCUUGCUUUAGCAUUUGGAGAUCUACUUAGAAAGUUGUGGGCACCAGGACGAGCUCCAGUUGCUCCUAGGCCAUUUAAGGCAAAGCUAGCUCGCUUUGCUCCACAAUUCAGUGGAUGCAGUCAACAUGAUUCACAGGAACUACUUGCAUUUCUCUUAGAUGGGCUUCAUGAAGAUCUGAAUCGUGUAAAACACAAGCCAUAUAUAAAAUCUAAAGAUGCAGAUGAUCGGCCCGAUGAAGAAGUUGCUGAUGAGUAUUGGGCAAAUCAUAUUGCUCGUAAUGAUUCGAUUAUUGUGGAUGUGUGUCAAGGUCAAUACAAAUCAACUCUUGUGUGUCCUGUAUGCAAUAAAGUUUCAGUGACAUUUGACCCAUUCAUGUAUCUGUCGUUGCCUCUUCAGUCUACUGCCACUCGUAGUAUGACGGUAACUAUUUUUACGUGUGAUGGAAGUGCAUUGCCAGCAGCCUACACGUUAACUGUGCCAAAGCAUGGGCGUUGCAGGGAUUUGAUCCAAGCACUCAGUAAUGCUUGUUCUUUGCAAUUCAAUGAGAAACUUCUGCUUGCUGAGAUAAGAGGCCACUUAAUUUACCGAUUCUUGGAAGAUCCAAUGAUAUUAUUAUCUACCAUAAAAGAAGAUGACCACCUUACUGCUUACAAGAUUCCAAAAGUGUUGAAGAAAACAAAGUUCCUACAACUGAUACACCGGCGGGAAGAACAGGGUACAGGAAAUGCUCAGAGCUCUGUUGGGUGGAAGCCUUAUGGAACUCCUCUUGUUUCACCAAUAUCCUGUGAUGAUACUAUAACUCGAAGUGAUAUACAGCAGAUAGUUCAUACUAUGCUCUCACCGAUGUUAAGAACAAAAGGUUCAGGUGCUAUGACCACGAGCAAUGCUUCAACUAAAUCUCAUAAAGAUUCAAGUAUAGCUGAUCCAAUAAAAGGAGAUGGUGGCAGUUCUAAACCAAUGCUUUCAGAGAAGCUUCCACUGCAGCUGGUUGAUGAAAAUAAUGCUUGCAUUGACUUGACUGUUGGUGAUGAUAAGGUGGUUAAGUUGUCAUUACCCUCCAUGUCAAUUCUUGUAUUUGUUGACUGGUCCCAGAAGCUUCUGGCAAGCUAUGAUACCAACCACAUAGAAAAUCUUCCAGAAGUUUGUAAGCAUGUGCAUGUAAGCAAGAAAGCUCGUAAUGAACCUCUCUCACUGUACACUUGCUUGGAAGCUUUUCUGCGUGAGGAGCCCUUGGUGCCUGAGGACAUGUGGUACUGUCCUCAAUGCAAGGAGAGGCGCCAGGCAAGCAAGAAACUGGACCUUUGGAGGCUUCCCGAAGUUCUUGUUAUUCACUUGAAAAGGUUCUCCUACAGUAGGUCAAUGAAGCACAAGCUUGACACAUUUGUUAAUAUUCCCAUUCAUGACUUCGAUUUGACGAAUUAUGUUGCAAACAAGAACAACACACAACGUCAGAUAUAUGAACUCUAUGCCCUGACAAAUCAUUAUGGUGGCAUGGGCAGUGGACAUUACACGGCGCACAUAAAGCUUCUGGAUGAAAACAGGUGGUACAACUUCGAUGAUAACCAUAUAUCGCCGAUCAAUGAAGAAGACGUGAAGUCAGCUGCUGCUUAUGUCCUAUUCUAUAAAAGGGUGAACAAUGAUAGAUCUUCUGCAAGUAAUGGUGUCGACUCUAAUCUUAACAGCCAAAACAUUAACUCCAACAGCUAGCUAGUUUUACCCGACACCAUUUUGUCUGUAAAUUAACUGUUGCAUUCCGGUUUAAAUACUAGAGAAGUCAUAGAGCCUUAUAGGAAAAUGAAGAGGUUACAGUUAGCAGAGGCAAGAAAAGUUAUAUCGGAUAAUAUUUUGAGUUGGGAAAUGAAGUAUUGUUGUGACAUAGAUGGUGAAUUUGGCUGUGAAACCUUUUGGAUCUCAAACAAUACUUGUAAAAUAAAAUCUGUCUUCAAGCUUCUGCAA